GAGCGCGGGCCCCGAAUGCGGGCGCCGGGCUCCCCGCGGCUCCAGCGGGAGGGCGCUGGGCCUGGUGCUGGCGGGCCGGGGCGCGGGCGCCUGCGGUUGGUCCCCGGGGCGGGCCUUUGGGCGUCCGGAGCUGGUUUGGAGCUCGAGGUGAAAGAGCUUGUCCUGGACAACUGUCGGUCUUGUGAAGGCAAAAUCGAAGGCCUCACAGAUGAAUUUGAAGAACUGGAGUUCUUAAGUACAAUCAACGUAGGCCUCACCUCAGUCGCAAACUUACCAAAGUUAAACAAACUUAAGAAGAAAAAGUUAGAAAACCUCAAGAGCUUAGACCUUUUCAAUUGUGAGGUAACCAACCUGAACGACUACCGAGAAAACGUGUUCAAGCUCCUCCCACAACUUACAUAUCUCGAUGGCUAUGACCGGGACGACAAGGAGGCCCCUGAUUCCGACGCCGAGGGCUACGUAGAGGGCCUGGAGGAGGAGGACGAGGAGGAUGAGGAUGAGGAAGAGUAUGAUGAGGAUGCUCAUCUAGUGGAAGAUGAAGAGGAUGAAGAAGAGGAGGAAGAAGGUGAAGAGGAGGAUGUGAGUGGAGAGGAAGAGGAGGAUGAAGAAGAUUAUAACGACUGGGAAGUAGACGAUGAGGAAGAUGAAGAAGAGGCUGCUGGUGAAGAAGAAAAGGGUCAGAAGCGAAAACGAGAACCUGAAGAUGAAGGAGAAGAAGAUGACUAAGUGGAUACCUAUUUUGAAAAAUUCCUAUUGUGAUUUGACUGUUUUUACCCAUACCCCCCAAAUCCUGACCCCCGAAACUUAUUUUUUUCUGAUUGUAACGUUGCUGUGGGAACGAGAGGGGAAAAGUGUACUGGGGGUUGUGGGGAGAGGGUGGGCGGGAGGGGGUGGAAUAAAAUACUAUUUUUACUGCCACUCUUUAUUUUUCCCCCUACUUUUUUUGUGUCUGUUUUUGUCCCUGUACACCAAGUGAGCGUUUGUUCCAUGCCCUCAGAGAGGAUGGUUCGGAGGUCUCACAUUUCCUGGUAUCUCCCGAGUCUCUCGAGGUGGUUGGAAGGCCGAGCGAGGCUGCCUCAGUUUGGUUUCUCAAAGCCCAGGAGCGGCUGAGCACCAGCCACAUCUUACCUCUUGUUCUGGUUCACGUGGUUUCUGCAUUUCUUGGGCCUGUUAGAGACAUCCAACGCCCGCCCUGGUUUUAAAUAGCAACCUAAAGGCGUAUUUUGGCACUGGCUGGGGACAGUCCCCAUCUCAUUCCCUUUCCCUCUUCACAGAUGGUGGUGGGCUUCGUUCUACGAAGAAGACUCUGGUGUCGCUCUUAGGAGUAGGAGCUAUGAGCCAGAGAGCUGAAAACAGCAGGCUCAUGAGUAAAUUGGAUUUGGUGGUUAGAAUGAAAAGAGAAGAAGCAAACCCUUAACCGUUAACCUCUUUAAAAGAUUUUUAAAAAACUCCCCUCUCUUGUUCUGUAAAAUAUUAGAACGCUUUGUUUUACAAAAUGACAAGAGAAUUCUUCCACAUGUACUCCUGUGCUUAGACCAUUUUUACAAACCUAAGUGCAGGAGACGUCGCUGCAUGUCGGCUGGGUGGGUUGGUUUGUUUUCAUACGCCCGAGCACGGACAAACUAGCGCAAAAUUGUAUUUUCUUACCUAGUGGGAAUCUGAGAUGACUGCAAAUUCCUAGUGAAUGUACAGGUUUGCUUUCGUUGUCCUCUUCUGGAUUGCUUUAGAAGUGACGUGUUUCCUGGCCCGUGUUUCAUCUGUACAAAAGAGCAUCUGCACCAGUUCCUUUCCUCCCCCUCAGAAGAGCCAAGCUUUGAGUUUUAUGUCUGUUUGUCAUUGAUAAAUUUCAAUAAAUCUUUUUAUACAAUU
Myotis myotis is the source of this 1869-nucleotide messenger RNA. It is a transcript of the gene ANP32A, whose product is annotated as acidic nuclear phosphoprotein 32 family member A. The transcript has 6 exons. Gene Ontology annotation, cellular component: nucleus; perinuclear region of cytoplasm. Lineage: Eukaryota; Metazoa; Chordata; Mammalia; Chiroptera; Vespertilionidae. Bases 16 to 726 code for a protein of 236 amino acids. Gene Ontology annotation, molecular function: histone binding. Gene Ontology annotation, biological process: nucleocytoplasmic transport; regulation of apoptotic process. The record is from RefSeq and is a predicted model, not a curated record.